Magallana angulata is the source of this 2380-nucleotide messenger RNA. RefSeq names its product heat shock 70 kDa protein cognate 4. The record is from RefSeq and is a predicted model, not a curated record. Bases 163 to 2142 code for a protein of 659 amino acids. The transcript is spliced from 7 exons. Lineage: Eukaryota; Metazoa; Mollusca; Bivalvia; Ostreida; Ostreidae. Gene Ontology annotation, molecular function: ATP binding; ATP-dependent protein folding chaperone; ATP hydrolysis activity. Gene Ontology annotation, cellular component: plasma membrane; nucleus; cytosol. Gene Ontology annotation, biological process: vesicle-mediated transport; cellular response to unfolded protein; protein refolding.
ACGUGGAUCUUGAUAUGUGUUUGCAUUGGAUACGAACAUUCUAGACCUUCAUUUGUGACGUCACAUCCUCCUCUAGUAUUAAAGAUCGGGACACGCCGGGCGUAAGAGCAGACCGGUAAAAUUAAGUAAAGGGGAAAGGGGAAGAAAUAGAACAUCAGCAACAUGAGCAAGCCAACACAGCAAGCCAUUGGAAUAGAUCUUGGUACCACAUAUUCCUGUGUUGGAGUUUUCCAGCAUGGGAAGGUGGAAAUCAUUGCCAACGAUCAGGGUAACCGAACCACCCCCAGUUAUGUAGCGUUCACAGACACGGAGAGGCUGGUCGGCGACGCAGCCAAAAACCAAGUCGCCAUGAACCCCAACAACACAAUUUUUGAUGCCAAGCGUCUGAUCGGCAGAAAAUUCAACGAUGCUUCAGUACAAUCCGACAUGAAACAUUGGCCAUUCACAGUGAUCAAUCAAGCAAGUAAACCCAUGAUCAAAGUCGAGUACAAAGGGGAAGAAAAGACCUUCUCUGCUGAGGAAGUCUCAUCCAUGGUCCUCAAUAAAAUGAAGGAAACCGCAGAAGCAUAUCUUGGCAAGACAAUUAACAAUGCCGUCGUCACAGUCCCAGCUUAUUUCAAUGAUUCCCAGCGACAGGCUACCAAGGACGCUGGUACUAUCUCGGGUUUAAAUGUACUACGUAUCAUCAACGAGCCAACAGCAGCCGCCAUUGCUUACGGUCUUGACAAGAAAGUUGGCAACCAAUCGCAAGGUGAGCGCAACGUUCUGAUCUUUGACUUGGGAGGAGGAACCUUUGAUGUCUCAAUUCUCACCAUUGAGGACGGAAUCUUUGAGGUGAAAUCCACAUCUGGAGACACUCACUUGGGUGGUGAAGACUUUGACAAUAGAAUGGUGAACCACUUUAUUCAGGAAUUCAAGCGCAAACACAAGAAGGACAUUUCUGAAAACAAGCGAGCUGUCCGACGUUUGAGGACAGCCUGUGAAAGGGCAAAGAGGACCCUGUCCUCAAGCUCUCAGGCCAGCAUUGAGAUUGACUCUCUGUUCGAGGGUAUCGAUUUCUACACUAGUAUCACCAGGGCUAGGUUUGAGGAGCUGAAUGCCGAUUUGUUCCGAGGCACCAUGGAGCCCGUGGAGAAGGCUCUGAGAGACGCCAAGCUGGACAAGGCCCAGAUCCACGACAUCGUCCUGGUCGGAGGAUCCACACGUAUCCCAAAGAUUCAGAAACUACUUCAGGACUUCUUCAACGGCAAGGAACUGAACAAAUCCAUCAACCCUGACGAGGCUGUUGCUUAUGGAGCAGCUGUCCAGGCCGCCAUUCUGUCCGGAGACAAAUCCGAGGAGGUACAGGACUUGCUCCUGUUGGAUGUCACCCCCCUGUCCCUGGGUAUUGAAACAGCCGGAGGAGUGAUGACCAAUCUCAUCAAGAGAAACACCACCAUUCCAACCAAACAGACGCAGACCUUCACCACAUACUCCGACAACCAGCCAGGUGUGUUGAUUCAGGUGUACGAGGGAGAGCGAGCAAUGACCAAGGACAACAACCUACUCGGAAAGUUCGAGCUGACUGGAAUUCCCCCCGCACCCAGGGGUGUGCCCCAGAUUGAAGUCACAUUUGACAUUGAUGCCAACGGUAUCCUGAACGUGUCAGCUGUCGACAAGAGCACAGGAAAGGAGAACAAAAUCACCAUUACCAAUGACAAAGGUCGCCUCAGCAAGGAUGAAAUUGACCGUAUGGUCAAUGAAGCUGAGAAAUACAAGCAGGAAGACGAGAAGCAGCGUGAGAGGAUCGCAGCCAAGAACGGGUUGGAAAGCUACGCCUUCAACAUGAAAUCCACCGUCGAUGACGAGAAACUCAAGGACAAGAUCAGCGAGGGCGACAAGAAGACAAUCCUUGACAAGUGUGAGGAGAUCAUCAAGUGGAUGGACCAGAACCAACUGGCCGACAAGGAGGAGUUCGAGCACAAACAGAAGGAACUGGAGGGAGUCUGUAACCCCAUCAUCACCAAGCUGUACCAGGCCAGCGGUGGCGCCCCAGGGGGUGGCAUGCCCGGAGGAAUGCCCAACUUUGGUGGUGGAGCCCCAGGAGGUGGUGCCCCCGGCGGUGGUAGCGGUGGUGGACCCACCAUUGAGGAGGUCGACUAAUUAUCUAAUACUCAAUGCUGUACGGGAAAAAUUGACUUGCUACAACGUGUCCUUUAUUACUUAUCUCAAUGCUAUCAAGAGAAUAAAAGACUUGUUAAAAAUCUCUACACCAUCAAAGGAGAACAACACUAAUUUAAUGUGUUCUGAAAUACUAAUCUCUUAUUAUCUAUCGAGAGAAAAUUGACUUGUUGCAAUGUGUCUUUUGCUGAUGUUGAUUAAAAGGUGAAAAAAAUUGAAA